AUCGGCUCUUUAUGGCCCUGAAAGGUUAAUCUAUAUUUAACUAUAAGAGUUCUCCAUAGCCCCUUUGUGUUUCUCCACCACCCCACCCUCACCCUCACCCUCACCCUCACGCUCUUUCACUAAACUGUUUCUUGAAACAAAGACAUGAAUCUUUUAAGGACCAAUGCUCCUGCUUCAAAUGCAACUAUGCUCUUAUCCCAUGUUGAAAUUAUUGUUGAUUGUAGGAGGAGCUCCUAUGGGUGCUGCUGUUGAUUUCUCCAAAAUUUAUGUAACAAAUAAAUCUGGGUUAAAAUUCUUAGACCGGUCCCCCGACUUCUCAUGGGCCCGGAGGGAUGGAUCAGGAUGUAGACUUAUCUGCAAAAGUUGUACAAUGGUUACAAGUGUUGAGAGGAAUGGAAGAUUAGAAGUGAAAGCUUUUACAGAAGAGCAGGAAGCUCUGGUGGUCAAGUCAUGGAAUUCAAUGAAGAAGAAUGCUGGUGAAUUGGGUCUUAAGUUCUUCCUGAGGAUCUUUGACAUUGCACCAUCAGCAAAGAAGCUGUUCUCAUUCUUGAGAGAUUCAGAUGUACCUGUGGAGCAGAACCCAAAGCUCAAACCCCAUGCUAUGACUGUCUUUGUCAUGACCUGUGAAUCAGCAGUUCAACUUCGGAAGGCUGGCAAAGUCACUGUCAGAGAGUCUAGUUUGAAAGAUAUGGGUGCGACUCAUUUGAAAUACGGUGUUGUUGAUGAACAUUUUGAGGUCACAAAGUAUGCAUUGCUGGAAACAAUAAAAGACGCAGUUCCGGAAAUGUGGUCGCCGGAGAUGAAAAAUGCAUGGGGAGAAGCUUAUGAUCAGUUAGUUGCUGCUAUCAAGAAUGAGAUGAAGCCUUUUUCCCAACUUUCAUAAGAAAAAGUAAUUUGAAAAAAUAGAAAAAUUUAAGACAAUCUUGUUCCUUCUUGCAAAUCUCUAACAUGGAAAUCUGAGUUUUUUCCUUGAUUUUUGUAUAUCUAUCUUUGAUGAUGCUUGACUAGGUAAAAGAAAAUCAAUUAGAAUAGGUGGAGAAAAGUAUCAAUGGUGAUGAUUAUGUUCUGCAAUGUUAUUGUUGUGUAAUGUUACAAUGAUUAUCUAUUUUUACCAUCUUAUUUUACCA
This is a messenger RNA of Camellia sinensis, 1127 nucleotides long. The record is from RefSeq and is a predicted model, not a curated record. Lineage: Eukaryota; Viridiplantae; Streptophyta; Magnoliopsida; Ericales; Theaceae.